AUGAGUUAUGUAAUGGACAUCCUCGUUUGCAUGGUCAUCUUUGGUACGACGGUGUAUAUACUCUUUACAACAAAGAAGAAGGAAAAUGUCUCAGUCGGAGUACACGAAAAGAAACUAAGGGACAGACUCGGUGAAAUCAAAAUGAGUGCAGAGGUACAAAUGGUUGUCUCAACAAAUGUGAUUGACGGAAUACUCGAAUUGUAUCAAAAGGAAAAUUUGGUUGUUUUUACUCCACUCUCAUAUGAGGUCUUGACACCAAACGAAAUUAUUGUGAUUCCAUUUGAAGAGAAAAUAAAACUCUACCAGACGUUCAGAUCGGUGAGGUGGGACCCACGGAACUUCUUAGUUGUGGAAAACAGAGGAAGAAUACCACACUUCCACACAAACCAGAUUUUCUUCAAAUUCAAACACGCACACGAAGUCGAUUUGUGGUACAACCACACACGAAAUAAUCACACUGAAUUUCCGUGUUGCCCUCCUAAAAGAACAAUCGACGACGUCUUGGUGUACUCUACGUGUUGGAGGUUGGCACACUCGGAGUUGGAAAUUGAAAACUUCAAUGAAAAAAUGCCGCUUAAAUUUUUACCAUUGUUUCGCGUGGAACACGUUCGUGUCUGUGCAAUUCCAAAGUCGUUUUCAACGCUCAAUUUUUCAUUCGAUGGGUGCAUCGAAUCCGACACAACUGUGUCUCAUAUCUCUAAAAGUUCUCCGUUUGUCAGAGUGGCUGUGAGAAUUUUAGGAAUCCCAUUUACCUUAAGUGUGCAGGCGUUUAUCUCCAAAUUCCAUUUCAGGGUGAACCAAAAGAAUUCACACAUACUCUGGGCAGAGGUGUUAUCUCCGCAACUUAUUGGGGUCUUUGUGUCUUUUGGCGGGUGGAUUUGCCCCGUUUUGUCUUUUUUGGCGUCAUUAGUUUUGUUUGUCUAUGCAAGUUUCAGCAUUGGAAAAGUAAACAAGCACGAACUUGACAAAAAUACACAGUACGCGGCACCGUCGUUGUUUCAUUACAAAACAGCGCACAUUGCUUUCAACCAUUUGAGAGAAGAGGAGGUGUGA
Molecule: messenger RNA, 1053 nt
Organism: Entamoeba invadens IP1
Lineage: Eukaryota; Evosea; Mastigamoebida; Endamoebidae
Exons: 1
Coding region: 1-1053 (350 amino acids)
Source: RefSeq, a predicted model, not a curated record